AUGCGCUUCACUGCCCACACGCCCCCCCGCCCCGCACCCUCCCCCUCCCUGUACGCAUCCCCUGCUUUCUCUGCCAACACUCCCCCCUCCUCUCCCGCUUCCCGCUUCCCCUUCCCCCUUCCCGCUUCCCCCCUCCCCUUUCCCGCUUCCCUCUCCCCCUCUUCCAUUCCCACCGUCGCUCUCCGCCUCGCUCCUCUCCUCACUCUUUCCCCCUCCUUGCCUCUUUCCCCCUCCUUGCCUCUUUCCCCUCCUUGCCUCUUUCCCCUCCUUGCCUCUUUCCCCCUCCUUGCCUCUUUCCCCCUCCUUGCCUCUUUCCCCCUCCUUGCCUCUUUCCCCCUCCUUGCCUCUUUCCCCCUCCUUGCCUCUUUCCCCCUCCUUGCCUCUUUCCCCUCCUUGCCUCUUUCCCCCUCCUUGCCUCUUUCCCCCUCCUUGCCUCUUUCCCCCUCCUUGCCUCUUUCCCCCUCCUUGCCUCUUUCCCCCUCCUUGCCUCUUUCCCCCUCCUUGCCUCUUUCCCCCUCCUUGCCUCUUUCCCCCCCUUGCCUCUUUCCCCCUCCUUGCCUCUUUCCCCCUCUUGCCUCUUUCCCUCCUUGCCUCUUUCCCCCUCCUUGCCUCUUUCCCCCUCCUGCCUCUUUCCCCCUCCUUGCCUCUUUCCCCUCCUUGCCUCUUUCCCCUCCUUGCCUCUUUCCCCCUCCUUGCCUCUUUCCCCCUCCUUGCCUUUUCCCUCCUUGCCUCUUUCCCCUCCUUGCCUCUUUCCCCCUCCUUGCCUCUUUCCCCCUCCUUGCCUCUUUCCCCCUCCUUGCCUCUUUCCCCCUCCUUGCCUCUUCCCCCUCCUUGCCUCUUUCCCCCUCCUUGCCUCUUUCCCCCUCCUUGCCUCUUUCCCCCUCUUGCCUCUUUCCCCUCCUUGCCUCUUUCCCCCUCCUUGCCUCUUUCCCCCUCCUUCUCUUUCCCCCUCCUUGCCUCUUUCCCCCUCCUUGCCUCUUUCCCCCUCCUUGCCUCUUUCCCCUCCUUGCCUCUUUCCCCUCCUUGCCUCUUUCCCCCUCCUUGCCUCUUUCCCCCUCCUUGCCUCUUUCCCCUCCUUGCCUCUUUCCCCUCCUUGCCUCUUUCCCCCUCCUUGCCUCUUUCCCCCUCCUUGCCUCUUUCCCCCUCCUUGCCUCUUUCCCCCUCCUUGCCUCUUUCCCCCUCCUUGCCUCUUUCCCCCUCCUUGCUCUUUCCCCUCCUUGCCUCUUUCCCCCUCCUUGCCUCUUUCCCCCUCCUUGCCUCUUCCCCCUCCUUGCCUCUUUCCCCCUCCUUGCCUCUUUCCCCCUCCUUGCCUCUUCCCCCUCCUUGCCUCUUUCCCCUCCUUGCCUCUUCCCCCUCCUUGCCUCUUUCCCCCUCCUUGCCUCUUUCCCCCUCCUUGCCUCUUUCCCCUCCUUGCCUCUUUCCCCCUCCUUGCCUCUUUCCCCUCCUUGCCUCUUUCCCCCUCCUUGCCUCUUUCCCCCUCCUUGCCUCUUUCCCCCUCCUUGCCUCUUUCCCCCUCCUUGCCUCUUUCCCCUCCUUGCCUCUUUCCCCCUCCUUGCCUCUUUCCCCUCCUUGCCUCUUUCCCCUCCUUGCCUCUUUCCCCCUCCUUGCCUCUUUCCCCCUCCUUGCCUCUUCCCCCUCCUUGCCUCUUUCCCCCUCCUUGCCUCUUUCCCCCUCCUUGCCUCUUUCCCCUCCUUGCCUCUUUCCCCCUCCUUGCCUCUUUCCCCCUCCUUGCCUUUCCCCCUCCUUGCCUCUUCCCCCUCCUUGCCUCUUUCCCCCUCCUUGCCUCUUCCCCCUCUUGCCUCUUUCCCCCUCCUUGCCUCUUUCCCCCUCCUUGCCUCUUUCCCCCUCCUUGCCUCUUUCCCCCUCCUUGCCUCUUUCCCCCUCCUUGCCUCUUUCCCCCUCCUUGCCUCUUUCCCCCUCCUUGCCUCUUUCCCCCUCCUUGCCUCUUUCCCCCUCCUUGCCUCUUUCCCCCUCCUUGCCUCUUUCCCCCUCCUUGCCUCUUUCCCCUCCUUGCCUCUUUCCCCCUCCUUGCCUCUUUCCCCCUCCUUGCCUCUUUCCCCCUCCUUGCCUCUUUCCCCCUCCUUGCCUCUUUCCCCUCCUUGCCUCUUUCCCCCUCCUUGCCUCUUUCCCCCUCCUUGCCUCUUUCCCCUCCUUGCCUCUUUCCCUCCUUGCCUCUUUCCCCCUCCUUGCCUCUUUCCCCCUCCUUGCCUUUCCCCCUCCUUGCCUCUUUCCCCUCCUUGCCUCUUUCCCCUCCUUGCCUCUUUCCCCCUCCUUGCCUCUUUCCCCCUCCUUGCCUCUUUCCCCUCCUUGCCUCUUUCCCCCUCCUUGCCUCUUUCCCCCUCCUUGCCUCUUCCCCCUCCUUGCCUCUUUCCCCCUCCUUGCCUCUUUCCCCCUCCUUGCCUCUUUCCCCCUCCUUGCCUCUUUCCCCCUCCUUGCCUCUUUCCCCCUCCUUGCCUCUUUCCCCUCUUGCCUCUUUCCCCCUCCUUGCCUCUUUCCCCCUCCUUGCCUCUUUCCCCCUCCUUGCCUCUUUCCCCCUCCUUGCCUCUUUCCCCCUCCUUGCCUCUUUCCCCCUCCUUGCCUCUUUCCCCCUCCUUGCCUCUUCCCCCUCCUUGCCUCUUUCCCCCUCCUUGCCUCUUUCCCCCUCCUUGCCUCUUUCCCCCUCCUUGCCUCUUUCCCCCUCCUUGCCUCUUUCCCCCUCCUUGCCUCUUUCCCCCUCCUUGCCUCUUUCCCCCUCCUUGCCUCUUUCCCCCUCCUUGCCUUUCCCCCCUCCUUGCCCUUUUCCCCCUCCACCUCCCCCGUCCACUCCCCCCAUUCCCCCUGUACACGUCACUCCACCUGCCUCCCCCCACCCUCCGCCCCUCUGCCCACCCAUUGGUGGCCCUGAUGACGUCAGCAAGGGGAAUGUGA
Messenger RNA from Closterium sp. Yama58-4, 2907 nucleotides. NCBI's taxonomy places the organism in Eukaryota, Viridiplantae, Streptophyta, Zygnematophyceae, Desmidiales, Closteriaceae. The record is from the annotation of a GenBank genome assembly.